GUGUAUUUAAAUGCCCCGAUCUGAUUGGCUGUUCCAGCUUAAAGCUUUCAGUUUGAAAUUUGCGGCGUGUGUUUGUUGCUGUGGUGAAGUGAAGCGAGCCGGGGUCCGGGAUGCUGCAUGCGGAGGAUGGAGCGAGGCUGGAGUGCGGUGUUGCAGUGGAGCGUGUGAGUGGAGCAUCAGCAGGUCAUGCGGUACAGCGCCGGGUUCUCCGCCGUGCUGUGGUCACUCUGGGCCGGGACGAGUUCCGGGAGCUGGUGCUGCGCGUUCAGGACGUCCGAGGUGGACCCCAUGAGAGCUUUGCUUUACGUAGUGACUUCCGGCUCUUCACACGGUUUGUCAAGGAUGGCAAGUGCACGGUGAACUUCCCGCAGAACAACGUGCAGCUCCUGAUCUCUGACUGUCCACCUGACCGCCUGAAAACCUUCCUGAAGACCCUGAGUAUAAAGCACGAAGCCUCACGGGGCAGUAACCCUGUCAGUGAAAGGGCCCGGAUGCGGGCGGGUGUCCCGAGAAGCUUCGAGAUCAUCAGCCCUGUGCAGCAGAAAGACAUCCAGAAAGCCAACGAGUUAAGGAGCAAAGUGAACGCCCCGGUGCAGGUGAAAGCGCUGACGGAGAGCGCUGUGAACAGAACAGACGUGCGACAGCAGCUCAAACGACCCCGAACGGACAGAGACACCAGCUCGGUUAAAGCUCUCCAUCCUCACAAGAAGCCCGUCCUGACGUUGCCAGUUGCACAAAAACUCAGCAAAGAACAGAUGGCGGUUCUGAAUGCAGUACUGAGCGGGAAGAACGUGUUUUUCACUGGAAGUGCAGGUACGGGGAAGUCCUUCCUGUUGAAAAGGAUUGUGGGAUCUCUGCCUCCUAAAAGCACGUACGCCACGGCCAGCACCGGUGUGGCUGCCUGUCAUAUAGGAGGGACGACAUUACACAGUUUCGCAGGUAUUGGCUCGGGUUCGGCUCCUCUGGAGCAGUGUUUGGAGCUCGCACAGCGGCCGGGGGUCCUGCAGCACUGGACCAGCUGCAAACACCUCAUCAUCGACGAGAUCUCCAUGGUGGAGGCCGAGUUCUUCGACAAGCUCGAGUCCAUCGCCAGGUCAAUUAGAAGAUCCACGGAGCCUUUCGGAGGAAUUCAGCUGAUCGUGUGUGGAGAUUUCCUCCAGCUUCCUCCCGUCACUAAAGGACACGAGAAACCCAGCUUCUGCUUCCAGGCGAGGAGCUGGAGGAAGUGCAUCCACGUGAACAUGGAGCUGACGGAGGUGCGCAGGCAGACGGACCGCACCUUCAUCUCGCUGCUGCAGGCCAUCCGACUGGGCAGAGUCACUGAGGAAGUCACUGCCCGGCUCCUGAAGAGCGCCAGUAACCCCAUCGAGCGGGACGGUAUCGUAGCGACCAGGCUGUGCACACACAAGGACGACGUGGAGCUCACUAACGAGAACAAACUCAAGCAGCUGCCAGGGCCCUUACGUGUGUUCGAGGCUCUGGACAGCGACCCCAUGCUGGUUAAAACCAUCGACGCACAAAGUCCAGUGGGUCACACGUUACAGCUGAAAGUGGGAGCUCAGGUUAUGCUCACCAAGAACCUGGACGUCCAGAGAGGGCUGGUGAACGGUGCGAGAGGUGUCGUGGUUGACUUCCUACCAGGAAAUCAAGGCCUCCCGAGAGUGCGCUUCCUGUGCGGUGCUGUAGAAGUGAUGAAGCGCGAGCGCUGGACGUUUAAAGCGGCUGGAGGCGUGUACCUGAGCCGACAGCAGCUCCCAUUAAAGCUAGCCUGGGCCAUCUCCAUCCACAAGAGUCAAGGCAUGACUCUGGACUGUGUGGAGAUCUCUCUGGCCCGCGUGUUUGAGAGCGGACAGGCUUACGUAGCUCUGUCUCGAGCCCGCAGUCUGGAGGGGCUUCGUGUCAUGGACUUCGACCCACGAGUGGUCCAGGCAAACUCAGACGUUCUGAUGUUCUACAAGAAGCUGAAGAGGGACAGACUCCUCCUGCAGUCGUCCAUGAAUGACUUUGUUGGGAAAAGCAACAAGGAGAAUGAAGUUUGGUGAUGAGAUCUCCACAUCACGACCCUGUGCACUGUGUGUACGACCCGACUCGACUGAUCUGUCACUUUUUAAUUAAUUUAUCAUGAUUUCAGUUUGACGUCAUCAUGCUGCUGCUGUAAAAUGUUUUGCUCUACAUGUAGUUGUAGUGUUGGAAUGAGUGUGUGCAUUUUACUUUUUAUCCCUGGUUGUAUUUGAUUUUAAUAUAUUUUUAUUUUUUUAAGAA
Molecule: messenger RNA, 2262 nt
Organism: Pangasianodon hypophthalmus (striped catfish)
Lineage: Eukaryota; Metazoa; Chordata; Actinopteri; Siluriformes; Pangasiidae
Gene: pif1
Product: PIF1 5'-to-3' DNA helicase homolog (S. cerevisiae)
Exons: 13
Coding region: 111-2042 (643 amino acids)
Biological process (GO): DNA repair; telomere maintenance
Molecular function (GO): ATP hydrolysis activity; DNA helicase activity
Source: RefSeq, a predicted model, not a curated record